CAGAAUGACACUGGCUAACAGCGGAAGUAGUAUGCUACUCCCUUUGAACAAUUGUGGUUUCGAACUUAUUUACUGGUUCUAUUUUCUAUUCUCUUUUCUUAGAUAAUUUGGUUUUAUGCAGUAUAUGUAUUUUUUGCAUUCUUUAAAAAAUGUUAUGUCCGCGGGCUUUGUCUAACAUAGGUAAUCUUUGUGUGACGCUGUAAUGUUUAGUAUAGAAGUUAACCAAUUUGAGGUUGUUGUUGACGAGCAAGGAGUUGUUGUUAGUCCCAGUAAUCGUCGACGAAGGUAAACCUCACUAACCACAGUUAUAUUUAAUUUAUGAACCCGAAAUGGAUUAUAGUUACAGUCACUGGGAAGCGGUUUAGCUUAGUUAGCCAGUGAGCAGCGUUAUUAUCUUCGUUAUGAUUCAUUUGUGAAAUUGAUCAGUCGAUUCAAUGAUUGAUUGAUUGAUGGGGCUUCUAAGGACGACGAUGCCGCCGAAGGUGCAGCUUCUUGCGGUGUUGGCAUUUGGUGUAGCAAUGCUCCUGAUCGAGAACCAAAUUCAGAAUCUGGAGGAAGCACGAGCUAAACUAGAACAAACCAUAUCCAAACAUGAGAUUGCCGAAGUCGACCAUCGGCACAGCCAAAACAUUGGACGGCAAUUCUCAACACAGGCAGAGAAAGAUGACACAGUCAUCAUCUACAACAGAGUGCCCAAGACUGCGAGCACAUCAUUCACCAACAUAGCCUACGACCUGUGUGGGAAAAAUGGCUUUCACGUCCUUCACAUAAAUACAACCAAAAACAACCCAGUCUUGUCUUUGCAGGACCAGGUGCGGUUUGUCAAGAAUGUCACCUCAUGGCGGACGAUGAAGCCUGGCUUUUACCACGGCCAUGUAGCUUAUCUGGACUUUUCCAAAUACGGGAUAAAAGGUAAACCGUUGUACGUAAAUGUCGUGCGAGAGCCAAUCGAGCGGCUUGUGUCCUACUACUACUUCCUGCGUUAUGGGGAUGAUUACAGACCGGGCCUUCGUCGAAGAAAACAAGGGGACAAAAAGACCUUUGAUGAGUGCGUGUCAUCAGGAGGAGCUGACUGUGCUCCGGAGAAACUCUGGCUGCAGAUCCCGUUCUUCUGUGGACACCACGCAGAGUGUUGGAAGGCAGGCAGUCAGUGGGCCCUGGAGCAGGCAAAGUACAAUCUCGUGCACGAGUAUCUACUGGUCGGAGUGACCGAGGAACUAGAAGAUUUUAUCAGGAUCCUAGAAGCAGCGCUGCCAGAGUUCUUUAAAGGAGCUACGCAGCUCUACAGGACAGGCUGUGUCAACAUCCAUUGGCUCCUUCCUGGCAUGAUGUCAGAAUAGACAUCGUUGACAGAGUGAGUGUGGCUGCUGGGGACAGGAAGCAGAAGGCAGGAAGUAAAGACCCCCAACCCUCGUUUGAUAUUUCGGCAUUGCUAAAGGUACACUUGACCAUUGUGCCAAAAUGGAAUGUUCAACUCAUCAAUUAGAAUGCAAAGGAAAGAGGUGAUGAUCAAUACUAAUUAAAUGCCGGAUAGUUUUACUUUUCAUUUUUUUGGCCACCAGAUGGCGCCGUCGUGUCGCUCACAGUGUUCAGAGCGCUUCACCAGCAAGUACGGAACCUGAAAACGGUUCUUCAAGCCUCAUUAAUGCACUUGUGCAAAGCCAAAUGGAACUAAGCUAAUGGCUCAUUACCGUUAGCAAUACAAAUGACACCAUCAGGCAAAUUUAAGCUCGGGAGGCGUAAUGAUACAGCUAUAAAUGCAUUCACUUUUUCAUACGUAUAUUUGCAUAACAUCAGCCUACUGGGUGAUGGGGUUAAACGCAGAGGACACGUGAUUGUGUUCAUAUGUUCAUUUAUAUGUGUUUAAUGUCAAUUCGUUGAAUUAAUUACUUUAAAUAACUUUCACUCAGGUCACAUACAUCAUAGCAGGGUCUCACCCAUAACUAUUCAUUUCUCUGGAUGGUUACGGUAGAUGAUUCUCAUUUACACUUCCAUACGUGUAUUCUGUCUUGCUCCUGCUAACCUUUAUUCCUCUCUGCUCCAAGGUUAACUUCCAUCAUCAUCAAGAUCCACGGAGCCCUCCUGCCUGACCUCGUAUGUUGACCCGGUCCAUCACUACAGCAGGGAGAAGUGUAGCUAAGUAGCGUAGGAUUCAGAAAUGCCAAAAACUAAUCGGGGAACAAUGUUGCUAUCAGAGUUCCUAUAUUUCCGAUAUAUAGUUCCGAGGAUAUUUGAGGUGUGCUCAGGUCAGGUCAGUGAAGAGGUGAAGGUGAAAGACAACAGGACGGCCAUCCGUAAGAUGAGGGCAGCAAAAAAAAAAAAAAAAAAAGAGUUGAGAUGAGUCAGGGAGAUGAAGCAAGGAGACAGGCUAGCGGAGAUAAGGCGAUGGUGAAAUGCUUAUGAUGAAAGGUUGGACAGUAAGGACGGGGGAGACAGUUUGCUAUUGGUUAGCUCAGUGGUUCGCAAUUUUUUUUUUUUUUUCGUCAUUCUUGGGGACAUAAAGUCCACUGGAAGGUGCCAACCGCCCUAACCGGGAUUCGAGAUAUUGCCUCUGGGCCAAAAGCGCCAAAAU
This is a messenger RNA of Cynoglossus semilaevis (tongue sole), 2572 nucleotides long. RefSeq names its product heparan sulfate 2-O-sulfotransferase 1-like. Bases 450 to 1340 code for a protein of 296 amino acids. Gene Ontology annotation, cellular component: membrane. The record is from RefSeq and is a predicted model, not a curated record. The transcript has 7 exons. Gene Ontology annotation, molecular function: heparan sulfate 2-sulfotransferase activity. Lineage: Eukaryota; Metazoa; Chordata; Actinopteri; Pleuronectiformes; Cynoglossidae.